CGUAUACAUAUUAACACACCACAACAAAAUCCUAAAACAAUUGAAUGUCUUUUAGUUUUUAGUUCCAAUCCACCGUAAAAAGAAGGAUUUUUUAGUUUUUCCGACGAAACCAUGAACGGAGCGAUGCCGGAGGACGGUGGCUCCACCGCUCAGAAGCGGCUGAGCAUGAGCUUCAUCGUGUCUCUCAUGGCGCUCUGCGCAAGGCACGCGAAGAAGAUAAAGCUCAGAACCCGGAAUCCCCGUCGAACCCACCUCGAGGACCACCUGAAAAGCCCGAGAUUCGGAAUCUCCGGCGGAAAAUACGGCGGAGGAGGAGAAAGCAAUGGGUGGUGCACUCCGCCCCGGUCGCCGUUCAGAGCGAGGCCGAAGGAACUAUUCACCAGCUUGAGUAACAAGGCCAUGACGAUGGUCCGCCGGAAAAAUCACGGCAAAGGAGGCGGAGCAGCGUCGGAGAAGUCUUAUGCAGCGGCGGAGGAGGAGGAGGAGGAGAUGGAGUACGGUGUUUGGCAAAGGGCGAUAUUGAUGGGUGACAAAUGUCAGCCGUUGGAUUUCUCCGGCGUGAUCUACUACGAUUGCAACGGGCGGCAGGUAAAGGAGUUGCCUCCCCGUUCGCCACGUGGCAGUCCUUUGCUCCAUUACCAGAACCGUUCUUUUGUCGGGUCGCCUUCGGUCACCAACUGAGACGACGUGUCGUUAUUUAAUUGGUCAGUUCUUUAGGAGCUACCGUGUCUUCUUUAGAUUACCACACACACACAAAUAUAUGGUUAAUAAAUAUUGUGAUAUGACAUGUAUAAGUAUAAUUCAUACAUAUGGCAAUCAAAAAACAAAAAAAGUUUUGUAUAAAUUAGAUCCGCGAUUUUGUUUUUAAAAAAAAAAAGCAAUUGGAAUCACCAAAGACCGGCCCUCGGGUUGGCAAUUGGCUUCUAAGGUUUUUGACCAGGCCUCCUCAUUGUACUAUUAUAACACAACGAAUAUUUAUUUGA
Molecule: messenger RNA, 983 nt
Organism: Tarenaya hassleriana
Lineage: Eukaryota; Viridiplantae; Streptophyta; Magnoliopsida; Brassicales; Cleomaceae
Exons: 2
Coding region: 112-681 (189 amino acids)
Source: RefSeq, a predicted model, not a curated record